AUGUCUGUAAGUGUAAGGGAUGCAUAUAUUGCGGAUGGUUUUGCUGAUGACUGUGAUGAACUCAUACACCGCCUUACAACUGGUGAGAAGCUGACAUAUGCGGCCUUCGCUCAUGUAUGGAAAGACAUGCAAAUGGCCGGUAUAUACCACAAUAGGACCUCUGGUGCGGAGAUAGCUGAACUGUCGGAGGAGGUCAUACACAUUGCUAAACGCUACAUGGUGGCAGAUACAAGGCCCUGUGCAGUACCAUGCGGCGUUACGGGAGAGGGGCAUGGAGUACCCCUAUCGAAGUAUUUGGAAGGUAACUCAAAUAUAAACAACCUGGGUGUCAGACCGAAGGGUGUGUUCUACCGGCAGGGCAAGGAGAUGGACCUCAUCAGGGAACUCAAGAACCUCUCCGUGCAAUACUCUAAAGUGAAAGAGGAGAUUUCAGGGCCAGAUGUAAAAGAUCCCAAUCUAAAUUACUACGACGUGCAUUUCCCAACGAAACUGGAAACGUCAUUCAAAAAGCUCAUCACUGGCACCCUGGAUUCUGAUGAUGAUGAUGAUGAUGACGAUGACGAGGGAGAAGCGAGACCUGGAUGCUCAAGUGGUCUCGUUAAAGAUGUUGACUCUAUACGGUCCAUCAAGGACAGAGCUAUGAAGGCAAAGGUUAACCCUAUGAAACACCUCGUGGGGGUCGCUGAUAGCCCCAGAACAAGAUCAAACAAAAGCUCCACCACCAAUACACCUCAAUCUAAACCCAAAACCAGACGGGGUGUAAAUUACAUAGACUUAGCCGCACCCACCGCCCGUACCAGAAACGCCAAGAAACGAAAGAGAGCCCAAUACCUUGACGGUAGCGAUGACUCCAUGGAAGAAGAAAGAGACUUUAGCAUCGAUAAUGAAGCUUACUGUGAGGCAAGCACCAGCCAACUCCCAGACCUAAACUUAGACAGCUUUACCAAGCCACAAAGUUCCACAGAGAAGAUACAAGAAGUAGAAGUACAGAAUAUAGAAUUGGAUUCACUACCCGGUGUGAUACGAAAUGAAACUGAUGGGAAUACGUAUGAAAUUGAAAUCAUUGAUAAUAUGGGUGUCAACCAUGGAGCGUCCACUUCCCAAACAAUACCUGUGCUAGAAGAUAAGUUAAAAAGAGCAGAGAAAAGGGAUUUGAAAAAGACUAUUCUGAAGUCUAGGUUUAAACGCAUGGGUAUGCUGCCUGUAGCUAACUUUCCGCCUGAGUGAAGAUGCAAAAACAGUUAUUAUUAAUUCUAUUCGACAAUGCCUAAAGUAAAGGCAGUGUGCAAAAACUAGACUCAGAUUGUACAGAGCUCAGAAUGCCAAUUUUAGUGAAGUUUCACUUCCAAUUCCUGAAUGAAAGAUGGCGGCAGAGCGCCAUUGUUAUAAUGCAGUGUAAUAGUUCCGAAUUUUACCACUAGGUGGCAGUGUGACUCUGCCUGUAAUAUGGAGACAGAUUUUAAUCUUAACUUGAAAUUUUGUAUAAUUGUUUUGUAACUUUCAUAAUUUCAAUGUAUAGGAAUGUGAUAUGCCAUGAUGGGUCACCAGCUUGUAGCUAGCAGUUUAUGAGUAGCGAUACAGCUGACUCCAGUGUCCCUAGGGCCCAUAUUUUCCCCACAACACAACUGGUUCCCCAGUUCUUUCUAACCAUAACUUACUACCAACUUGGGUAAUACAGCGAAAUGUUUUGGAGUGGAACUGUCUAAUGGCGUAAUAUUUAAACCCGUUGGGUCCGUGCUUGUGAUUAGGAAUGUUUAGCGCCAAUAUACUCAGGGCUUUUGUUCAAAAUGUUCGUCUAAUGAGCACCAUGUUUGUUAUUUACUUUUAUCAAUGUAUUGAAAUUUAUUUGCUGGUCACACUGGCACUUAUGAGAGUGUAGUGCCUCAGCAUAAAAUUUACUUCGUGUUAAUAAUAUUUCGUGAUUGUAAAAUGUGAUUUCAAGCCAUGGUUUAAUGGUAUUCUUAAAGAAUCGUUUGACUUCAUUUCUGUGAUUUUGUUAAGUCGUUUGAUUGUUAAGCCAAAUUUUAUAGGAAUUUAGAAUGUGAGGAAAUAUAGUAAGGAUAAUUUUGUAUACAAGUUCCCUAUAUUUUGUGUGAGUUUAAGCAAAGGCGUUUUUGUGACGGCCAGGUGCCAAUCGUAAUAAUAAAUUUUCUAUUUACUUUUUUUGGGGAGGAUAAAAUAAAACAGUAUCUACUGUUUACCUGAAAUCGGAUAUAUGAAUUGUGAGAAUUCUCUUAAGGAAAACAUAGAUUCAUCAUUUAAUUAAUUUAUGCCUAUCCACCCCGUUAGACUAGCUCUGUAUUUAAUUUUUAGCGGCAACAUCUGUAACUGUUGUGUGGCGUAAUAAUAAAGCGCACAUAAAAAAAAUCUCCGUGGCACCAAAGCUACGCGGUCUACGGAAAUUUUAAAAGCAAAUUAUUAAGAGAAUAAAGUGACUUUAUCUACCUAUUUUGGGAUUACCUAUGUAGCAGAAACAAUGAUUUAGAUUUAAGGAAUAACUUUUAUACUCACUUGACGUGUAAGAGGCGUAAAAAUAAACAAUUCAAAAAUAAUA
This is a messenger RNA of Trichoplusia ni (cabbage looper), 2554 nucleotides long. RefSeq lists its product as uncharacterized. Gene Ontology annotation, cellular component: snRNA-activating protein complex. Gene Ontology annotation, biological process: snRNA transcription by RNA polymerase II; snRNA transcription by RNA polymerase III. The record is from RefSeq and is a predicted model, not a curated record. NCBI's taxonomy places the organism in Eukaryota, Metazoa, Arthropoda, Insecta, Lepidoptera, Noctuidae. Gene Ontology annotation, molecular function: sequence-specific DNA binding. Bases 1 to 1227 code for a protein of 408 amino acids. The transcript has 7 exons.